AUGGUCAAUACCCCGCACGCCCGCCUAAGUACCUUUAGCCUCAACCGCCCAGUCUCCUCAGUCAGACCGCCCACCCAUCACUCCCGUAACAUCUUCCUGGCUGGCAGCGCCGCGAGGGUCUCCUUCGUCGACCGCCAAUCCGGCAUCUCCUUCCCCCGCCCCGGCUCCGAACUGGUCCCCAACUCCUUUGAGCCUCCCGUCGCGCCCUUCAGACCUACUCACCAAACCACCUCCAGCAUGAGUAGAAGCGUCAGCAACCUGCGCUUCGAACUCGACGCCCAUCCGGCUGCCGACCAUUCGCCCUCCGCUAAAUCCAGGGCCCUCAAAGUGGACACAGAGAUCCUCUCCCAUCGGGGCUCCAGUGCCGGCUCAUCCGCACGCACCGACCCGGUCACGGCCUCCGGUAUGCGACGUCUCGACGGCGCCUCCGCCCUCAGCCCAGACGAGGCCCUGCGCCAGUACACCCUCUUCCGUGGACGCGACGACGAGCGAGCAUCGACUCCUGGUAGUGGGUCACCUAAGUGA
Messenger RNA from Puccinia triticina, 525 nucleotides. RefSeq lists its product as uncharacterized. The transcript is spliced from 2 exons. Lineage: Eukaryota; Fungi; Basidiomycota; Pucciniomycetes; Pucciniales; Pucciniaceae. The record is from RefSeq and is a predicted model, not a curated record. The coding region runs from base 1 to 525 and encodes 174 amino acids.